GCAUUUUCCGUUCCGAAACCAUGAUCAGACCAUCCAACAAAAAUCUUGAUCGUGCCAUUUUUCACCCGAAUAACCUCUCCGAAGCGAAACACACGGUGAUAACGUUAAAGGUUCAUCGCUUCACGCACUUAUUAUUUGCUUGAUCACAUUUCGCUCAACGUACCAUGUCCUCGCCAGCAGUUCUUGCCGCACGCGCUGCUCUUGCCAGCAUAGAUCUCACCAGUUAUGACCCUGAACAAUCGAGACUGAUGGAUGAGAAAUGUAUCUUGGUCGACGAGCAGGACAACGCCAUCGGCGCGAUGGAUAAGAAGACUUGCCACCUUAUGGAAAAUAUCGACAAGGGUCUACUGCACCGAGCCUUCUCUGCGUUUGUCUUCCGUCCCUCCGAUGGCAAGCUUCUCCUACAGCAGCGUGCUUCGGAGAAGAUUACUUUUCCGGACAUGUGGACGAACACGUGUUGUUCGCACCCACUGGAUGAUUUCGAAGAAGAAAAGAUCGAGGAGAACCAGCUCGGAGUGCGGAUCGCAGCUUCGAGAAAACUGGAGCAUGAGCUCGGUAUUCCGCAAAGCCAAACACCAAUCGAUGAGUUCCAGUACUUGACGAAGAUUCAUUACCUCGCACCGUCGAACGGUAUGUGGGGUGAGCAUGAAGUCGAUUACAUCUUGUUUAUGACUGCGGAUGUUACGGUGACGCCGAAUAAGAACGAGAUCCGGGACUACAAAUACGUGGACAAGGCUGAGCUACAGGCGAUGUUCAAUGACUCAUCAAAUUCUUUUACACCUUGGUUCAAGCUGAUUGCUCGCGACUUUUUGUUUGGGUGGUGGGAUACUCUUGUAGAGCGCCAGGGCUUUGAUGGUCGUGUCUACGCAAAGACUCUAACAGGCGUCGCUGACGGUUCCAAGGUUGUCAAGAUGUGAUACGUGUUCUGAUGUCGGUAGAUGUAGUGCAAAAGCAAUUCUGUAUUCAAUAACUUUGUAAAUUCUAAACUGGCUAGCUAGAGCAUAGACACAAUAAUG
This is a messenger RNA of Suillus plorans, 1016 nucleotides long. RefSeq names its product Isopentenyldiphosphate isomerase. Bases 165 to 917 code for a protein of 250 amino acids. Gene Ontology annotation, molecular function: isopentenyl-diphosphate delta-isomerase activity. NCBI's taxonomy places the organism in Eukaryota, Fungi, Basidiomycota, Agaricomycetes, Boletales, Suillaceae. The transcript has 5 exons. Gene Ontology annotation, biological process: isopentenyl diphosphate biosynthetic process; isoprenoid biosynthetic process. The record is from RefSeq and is a predicted model, not a curated record. Gene Ontology annotation, cellular component: cytoplasm.